AUGUUGAAAAUGAAACGGCACGAGGUGGCGCAAGCGAAUAAGUUGAGGAACGGCCUGGGGAAGGUGGAGGAGACCACCAAACUGGUGGGGCAGAUGUCUGAGGAGCUCGCGGUGGCGCAGGUACAAGUGGCGGAGUACACGGAGCAGUGCAUCGAGUACAUGGGCGUGAUCAACGUGCAGCAGCGCAACGCGGACGAGCAGCAGCGCAGGGCGGCGCGCAGCAAGAAGACGCAGGAGGAGGAGGUGCAGUGCAAGAAGCUCGCCGACGCCGCGCGCGACCUCGCCAGCGCCAUGCCCGCCCUCGACGAGGCCGUCAAGGCAUUAGACGCUCUGAACAAGAAGGACAUCACUGAAGUGAAGUCCUACGCGAAGCCACCGCAGAAGGUCGAGAUGGUGCUGGAAGCAGUACUUAUCUUAUUACAGAAAGAGCCGACAUGGGCGGAGGCGAAGCGUCAGCUCGGCGACCAGUACUUCCUGGACCGGCUCCGUGAGUUCGACAAGGACAACAUUUCGGACAAGACGCUAAAGAAGAUCGGCACGUACACCGCCAAGCCGGACUUCGACCCGGAGAUCGUGGGCACCGUCUCACUCGCCGCCAAGUCGCUGUGUUUGUGGGUCCGCGCCAUCGAGAAGUACGGCAAGGUCUACAAAAUAGUAAAGCCCAAAAAAGAACGUCUAGAAGAAGCCCUGGAAUCGCUCCGCAUGAAGCAGCAGAUCUUGGCGGAGGCACGCGCCAAGCUGAGGGAGUUGAGCGAGAUGAUAGCUCGUCUGCAGCGCGAGUACGACGAGAAGGUCGCGCAGAAGGACGAGCUCGAGCGCAAGUCCAAGCUGCUGCAGCUCAAGCUGGAGCGGGCGGAGGCGCUCAUCUCGGGACUGUCGGGUGAGAGGGAACGAUGGGAGCAGACGGUGGAGCGACUGGACAAGGAGUUCGACAACUUGCCCGGCGACUGCCUCAUCGCGACCGGCUUCGUCGCGUACCUCGGGCCCUUCGUUUCCGAGUACCGGGAGGCAUUGAUGGACGAUUGGUUUAAUGAGGUGUACAACGAAGCCGUGCCUGUGACCAUGGACCUAAGCAUGAAGAAUUUCUUGCUGGACGACGCUACCCUCAGGGAUUGGAACUAUAUGGGGUUACCUGAUGAUAACUUCAGUGCGGAGAACGGCAUUAUCGUGGUGCGAGCCACUCGCUGGCCGCUGGCCGUGGACCCUCAGGGUCAGGCGCUCAUCUGGAUCUCCAGGCUAGAGGAGCAAAACGACAUACAGCUUGUUGACUUCGGCCAACCUAACUACCUAAAAGUCAUGGAGACAUGCUUGACUGAAGGGAAGCCGAUCAUCGUCCAGAACGUGGGCGAGGUCCUGGAUCCGUCCAUAGCGCCUAUCCCGGACAAGGCUAUUGUGAAGAUAGGCAAUUCGAUGGUUAUCAAGUUCAACGAGAAGAUGGUCCCGUACAAUGAAGACUUUAAAAUGUAUUUGACUACUAAACUAGGUAAUCCUGUAUACACUCCGGAGACGUUAACCAAGACGACGAUGGUGAACUUCGCGGUGAAGGAGCAGGGCCUGACGUCACAGCUGCUCGGCAUCGUGGUCCGCAAGGAACGGCCCCAGCUCGAGCAGAUGAAGGACAACCUCGUCAUGACCAUCGCAAAUAACAAGAAAACGCUGAUGGACCUCGAGAACGACUUGCUGCGCAUAAUGUACGAGUCGCAGGUACCUUUGUUAGAAAACGAGGAGUUGUUCGUGACCCUGCAGACCUCUCAGCGGACCUCGCUGGAGGUCAAGGAUGCUCUCAUCACCUCGCAGGAGACCGAGCGGGAGAUCGACACUGCUAGACAGGGCUACGUACCAGUAGCAGUGCGUGCAUCGGUCUUGUUUUUCGCACUGAACGACCUGUCGCGCAUCGACCCGAUGUACCAGUUCUCCCUGGACGCGUACAUCGACCUGUUCACGUACUCCAUUGACCGCAGCCCCAAGGGGGGUGAGCUGGAGGACCGCAUCAACAACCUCAACGAAUUCCACACUUAUGCGGUGUACAAGAACACGUGCCGAGCCCUGUUCGAGCGACACAAGUUGUUGCUGUCGUUCCACAUGGUGUCGCGCAUCCUGUUCCAGAUGGGCAAGAUGAACAUCAACGAGUACCUGUUCCUGCUCAAGGGAGGCGUCGUGCUCGACAGGUCUGAACAGCCGGACAACCCCACUAACUGGAUGCCGGACGAGUGUUGGGACAACGUGACGGAGCUGGACAAGCUGCCCGGCUUCCACGGCGUCAUCGACGCGUUCGAGGUGUUCAGCAAGGAGUGGCGCGAGUGGUACCUCAACCCCGAGCCUGAGCUGCAGCCGCUCAUUGGUGAUUGGAACGACAUCUGCAACGACUUCCAACGCAUCCUGUUCGUUCGGUCGCUGCGCGUGGACCGCGUGUCUGCCUGCAUCACCACCUUCAUCAUCAACGUCCUCGGCCCGCGGUACGUGGAGCCGCCCGUGUUGGACAUCAAGGCUGCCUGGGAAGAGUCCUCUUGGAAGACGUCUCUUCUUUUCGUGCUAUCGCCUGGGGUCGACCCUACUGCGUCUCUCAUUCAGCUGGCCGUCGAUGUGAAGAUGUUUGACAAGUUCCAGUCGCUCAGUCUUGGGCAAGGACAAGCGCCUACGGCGGCUAGGAUGCUAGCCCACGGUAUGAAGGAAGGUGGUUGGGUGUUCCUGGCCAACUGCCACCUGGCGUGUGAGUGGCUCGGGUCGCUGCGAGGACUGGAUAAUCCUAAGAUCCAUCCGCGGUUCCGGCUCUGGCUUACCUCCAUGCCGGAUGAUAAAUUUCCUCUCAACAUACUGCAGAGGAGUAUCAAGAUGACCACGGAACCGCCGCAGGGUCUGAAAGGUAAUAUGGUGCGCAUAUUCGCGAAUAUAAACGAGGACAAGUUCGACGAGGCGACGCCCAAGUAUCGCCGGCUGCUGUUCUGCGUGUCGUUCUUCCACUGCACGCUCAUCGCCAGGAAGCGCUUCCGACAGCUCGGCUACAACGCCGUGUAUAGCUUCAACGAUGCUGAUUUUGAUGUAUCAGACAACCUCCUAGCGAACUAUCUGGAAGAGUACGAGGAGGUCCCGUGGGACGCGCUGCGCUACCUGUUCGCGAUCAUCAACUACGGCGGCCACAUCACCGACGACUGGGACAAGCGCGUGCUCAUCGCGUACAUCAACCAGUUCUUCUGCGAGGAGGCGCUCGACACACCCUUCUAUAGGCUGUCGUCGCUGCCGGCGUACCACAUCCCGCGGGACGGCAGCCUGGAGUCGUACCGCGACUUCCUGGACGUGCUGCCGGCGGCCGAGCGCGCCGAGUCCGUGGGGCAGCACGCCUCCGCCGACGUCGCCACGCUGGCGCAGGAUGCAAUCAUAAUGACGUCCACACUGUUUGCGCUCGCGUCGACCGGCGGCGGCGGCGGAGGUGGCGGAGAAGAUCAGAAGGUGGACGAGCUGGCGGCAGAGAUGCUGUCGAAACUGCCGAACAAGAUCGACGUGGAGACGACGGAGCGCAUGAUGGGCCCCGAGAUCGUGAUGCCGAUGUGCGUGUCGCUGCUGCAGGAGAUCGGCUACUACAACGUGCUCAUCACCGCCAUCACCGCCGGGCUCAAGGAGAUGCGGCGUGCCAUCGAGGGUCUGGUGGUUAUGUCCGAGAUGUUGGAGGACAUGUACACGUGCAUAUUCGAGGGGAAAGUACCUUCCUUCUGGCAGAAAGGGCGUCCGUCGAUGAAGCCGCUGGGGUCGUGGUGCCGCGAGCUGUGGCUGCGCGGGGCGCACCUGGGCGGGUGGGCCAACGCGCCCCGCGCGCCCCCCACGCUGUGCUGGCUGCCCGCCUUCGUCGCGCCCACCGGCUUCCUCACCGCUGUCAUGCAGACGACGGCCCGCGGCGAGGGCUGGCCGAUCGACACGCUGUGCUGGGAGUUCACGGUGAUGCCUCUGGACGAGGGCUCGUUCGUGCGACCGCCACGAGACGGCGGCGUCUACAUACGUGGUCAAUAUUUAGAGGGUGCUAGCUGGUUCAAGAAGGAAGGCUACCUCCAGGAGCCGUUGCCGAUGCAGCUGGUGUACCCCCUCACGCCCAUACACUUCAAACCGAUCAGGGCCACCGGCAAGCGUUUAAAGAAUCGUUACAUCUGCCCGUGUUACUACUACCCGAUGCGCAAGGGGAGCGUUCGUGGUCGCAGUGGACCUUCCCUCCGGCAAGGAGACCUCUGA
This is a messenger RNA of Manduca sexta (tobacco hornworm), 4218 nucleotides long. Its product is annotated as dynein heavy chain 2, axonemal-like. Gene Ontology annotation, molecular function: dynein intermediate chain binding; minus-end-directed microtubule motor activity; dynein light intermediate chain binding. Gene Ontology annotation, biological process: microtubule-based movement. NCBI's taxonomy places the organism in Eukaryota, Metazoa, Arthropoda, Insecta, Lepidoptera, Sphingidae. Gene Ontology annotation, cellular component: dynein complex. The record is from RefSeq and is a predicted model, not a curated record.